Molecule: messenger RNA, 1797 nt
Organism: Coffea eugenioides
Lineage: Eukaryota; Viridiplantae; Streptophyta; Magnoliopsida; Gentianales; Rubiaceae
Product: WD repeat-containing protein 13
Exons: 12
Coding region: 185-1645 (486 amino acids)
Cellular component (GO): nucleus
Molecular function (GO): protein binding; promoter-specific chromatin binding
Source: RefSeq, a predicted model, not a curated record
AAUGCUAUGCUCCUGUCUUGGUCAAAAUGUGAGGCAGGAGAAGAGACGACCACAAGGUUUUUGUUGUCCUCGUCUAUAAUCAUUCAUCAGGCAGACGUUUGUAUCAUAUGAUAUGGUUGAUGGAUGGCGAAAUUGGAAAUCGCGUAGUUAAACGUGAACAUAUGCUUAUCAGAUUAGAAUAGAAAUGGAGCGGCAGGUUAUCGUUCAGAACAAUUCCUCCUCCGAACCCGAAGAUCCAAACGAGAAGAAUACGAAGAAGAAAGAGGACGUCGCUGCAGAUCCAGAAUUCUUCAGCUGUUUGCUUCAACCUUCUCCCCCCGACUCCGAUCCUAAUUACAUCGGAAUCCGCCGCCUCCUCCUCUUUCGCAAAGCGCAGUCCGGUGUUCUCCGCCGCAAGGAGUGGAGAUGCAAUGGGAAAGGCUACGUUGCGUACCGUAAUUACAUUAACAGGCCAAGGAAUUGGGAGAGUUUAAACGUACCGAGCCACUCCAACACUCCGGGGAACAGUGGCCGAUGGGUGCCAUCUCCAGGUCCACUUUCCCGGCAGUUAAGUGAAGUGGACAGCUGGAGCCCCGGUCGGUUUUUGCGGAGUGGCAGCCAAGCAUUUAGCCGUAGCAGCUCGAAUCUUAGUGAUAGUGAUUUCCCACAUAAAAAGACUGAACCUGCGUAUUCAUUUGUAGGGAUGCAUUGCAUUUUUGAUCAAUGCAAGGCCUUGGUUACUGUUAUAAAGUUUGGGCACAUGAGUUCUGACCUACUUGCAUAUGGAGCAUCUGAUGGGAGCUUAACAGUCUGCAGUGUCUCUACACCACCUUCAGUUAUCAAGCAAUUAAUUGGACAUUCGAAAGAUGUCACAGAUUUUGACUUCUCUGCAAAUAAUCACUAUAUUGCCUCAUCAUCCAUGGACAAAACUGUCCGAGUAUGGGAUAUUUCCCAAGGCCUUUGCAUUAGGGUGGUGUAUGGCAUCUCUCCCCAGCUUUGCAUUCGAUUCCAUCCUGUGAACAAUAACUUUCUUUCUGUUGGCAAUGCAAACAAAGAGAUUACUGUUUUUAAUUUUAGCACUGGGAGAACAAUAAGUAAAUCAAUCUUUGAUAGUGAGGUUACUGCAAUGGACCACGACCACACUGGCCAGCUCAUAUUUUGUGGUGAUACUCAGGGAUGGAUAUACUCGGUUACUAUGGAUUCUCAUAUUGGUACUCUAUCUCGGUCUCACCGUCAACGAAGUAAUAGUAAGGGCAAAUCUCCUAUUACAACAGUACAAUACAGAACGUUUUCAUUGCUUGCACGAGGACCGGUGUUGCUGACUUUUGCUCGUGAUGGAACUUUGUCUUUUUACAGUGUUUCUUCGGAGACACAAGGUUACUUGACUCUUCGCUGCUCGUUGAAGUUGGCCUCAAGACUUCAUAGUAUUCGUGCCUCUUUCUGUCCUCUGCUUUCCCUUGAAAAGGGAGAAUAUAUAGUUGCUGGAAGUGAGGAUGCAAACGUCUAUUUCUAUGACUUAACUCGGCCAAGGCAUACAUGUGUAAACAAGCUACAGGGCCAUGGCUACCCAGUUAUAGGUAUUGCUUGGAACUACGGGGAGAACUUACUGGCUUCUUCUGAUUUUGGUGGCACAGUUAUUGUAUGGAAGAGAGCAAAAACAAGUUAAAACAGUUUCACUGAGCAAUAGACAUUUGAAAUACGAUAGAUGGGGUUCCUGUAGAUCAAUGCAUCAUUGUUUUUUGCUUGCAUGGGAAGGUUUACUCCCUCUUACACAUCAUGAUGAUUAUGGAGAAAUGACCUCUCUCUCUCUCUCUUUGA